AUGGGUGGGAGCAAGAACAAAGCGCCUCAGCGCAGGGCGAGACCUGGGAGGCCAGCCUCAGGGGAGCAGGAGUCCGGAUCGGCUAUUGCUGAUAGCGCACUUAGCCAGGACCACCGACCUGGCCGCAGCAAAGCCCUCCGGGCGAGACCCUCCAAGGAGCCCGACUCCGUAGGGAACAAGAGACUCGCUAGUGGCCACAGGAAGCCGGCCACAGACGGGAACGGUGGCUGCAGAAAGCCAGGUGCUGAGCCACCACCGGAGGCACAGGAGAGGCAAGGCAGCACGCGGCAUAGGGGAUCCGGGCCCUUGGAGAGUCACCGACCAGGGGACAGCCGUGGGGAGCGCCAGGAUGAGGAGAGUCUACCGGAAGAAGAGGGUACAGCCCAGCGCCGCCGUCGCCGCAAGAGGAAAGGAAAAGGGCAGGGACCCUUGGCUCAGCCCGGCCGCGGAGAGGCUCGGAGCCGCGAAAGUGAACCACCGGGAGGGGACCUAGGCAGCUCUUGCCGGGACAGCGAAGCUCAAGAGUCCCAGGAGACGAGCAGCCAGGGCAAGGGGACCUUGCAGCUGCGGACUAAGUCAGAGCCAACGGAAAUGGGCCCGGAAGGGAACAAAAUAUGGCCAGAGUCAGCGCUGCAUCCAGGCGAAUGCCAGACCAGCAACAGUCAGGGCAGUGACGAUCCCUCAGCUCAGCUUCUGCAUGAGGAAGUGUCGUCGGGGACAGGGCCCCAGGGAGCGAGUGAGGAUUCUGGGACAAAUACGGACUUGAGUCCGGAGGGGACCGGGCCUGGACCGCGCCCACCGGCACCCCUGGGGACAGCAAGCUGGGUCCCUGAUGCCCAAGAGAUCGACCUGGGUGGAAAAGCCACGGCAUGCAGCUCCCUCGAGCGCAGUUGUGCGCACGUCCCUGGGAACUCGUGGGAUUCUCCAGACCCCAYGUUUUCUCCGGACUCAAGUGACGGCUGGGCGCAGCAGGAGGCGGAGCUGCAGGACGCCCAGCCUGAAACAGUCGAGGCCCCUGCGGCCCGGGCUCAGCGCCUCCAGACUGGAAAGGUGGCGGGGAAGCUGCAGGUGGCAGAGGACCAGAGCGAAGCGGCGUCGGAAAAGGGGGCAGGUCCAGAGGGCCCAGCGCCACUGGCCACCCUCACGGUGCUCCGUAAGCUCCGCGCGAGGCCCACUCCAGGCCCCUCUCCCCAGGCCUCAGGGUCGGGUGGCGCGGGCCUCAAGGAGCGCCUUCUGCGUGUGGUUCGGGCCCUGGGCCUGCUGCAGUGGCUGCUGCGCCGGCUACGGCAGCCUCGGGCCCGGGAGCCUGAGGCGGAGCCUCGGGAGGGCGAGGGGCGGGGCCGCGGGCCUGGACGGAGGCGCCGUCUGGCGUUGCGCCUGGCGGGCUUAGCGGGGUGGAGAGCGUCGCCGAGGCCUCCACCUGGCGGUGGCAGGAGCYCUCCACGGGGUCGGGAUAGCCCAGCCCCGGAGGACCCUUCCGACGAUGAGGACCCCACUCCGGAUCCCAAGUUCGCAGUUGUGUUCCCCAGGAUGCACAGGGAGGGGAGGGCUUCGAGCAGCUGGAGCUCAGGGGAAGUCUCCGCGGACGCCCACACCGGGGAGGCUGCCCGGGAGAGUGAGAGACACGUGGCUAGUGGAGAAGGAGCGGUCGGGCCCUGCCCCGCCGUCUUCCUCGCGCAGCCUACCCCAGACUCGACUCCACUCGAGGAGAACGGCUCCAGCAGCGAAGCGGAGCCAGAGACCUUGGAAGCCGAGACCCCGGUGCACUGGGCGCGGGACUCAGGCCCCCACCAGGACCCUGGGUUGGGCACCAGCGCGCUGCUGCCCCGACUCACCUUGGAGACCCGCCUGGAGCGCGACAGGAGCUCCUGCUGGUCCCUGAGAGAGCAGUGGGAGCCCGAGGAUGAGGCCGAGGCAGCGCUGGAGAGGGACCUGGAGCUGAGCCUUGGGCCUGACCUGAAGGCAUCCUUCCUGGGUACUGGGGGUAGGAGCCUCAGAGAUGGCCUGGAAGACACUGAGGACCUGGCCCGGCUGGGGUUGGUGUGUGACAGCUCUGUGCUGCUGUGCCUCAAGAAGAGAUUUCACCUGGGCCGCAUCUAUACAUUUGGGGGGCCCCUCCUGGUGGCUCUGAAUCCCCACCGGCCCCUGCCUCUCUUCUCAUCUGAGAUCUUAACCAGCUACCACCCUGGGAAGGCCCCCAAUACCACCCCACACGUAUUUGCCAUUGUGGCAGCAGCCUAUAGCCUAUUUAAGAGCACCGGGCAGGACCUCUGCAUCCUCCUCAGUGGGCGCAGUGGCUCAGGGAAAACAGAAGCUGCCAAGAAGAUUGUGCGGUUCCUGCGCAGCGUGGAGCAGCAGCAGGCAAGGGACAGAGGGUGCCAGCUGGAUGAUGUGCUGCCUGUGCUCAGCAGUUUUGGCCAUGCCAAGACUCUCCUCAAUGCCAACGCCAGCCGCUUUGGCCAGGCCUUAUGCUUCUGCCUGCAGCGUGGUGUCAUUGUGGGAGCCUCUGUGUCACAUUAUCUGCUUGAGACCUCCAGAGUGGUAUUCCAGGCCCAGGCUGAGCGGAGCUUCCAUGUCUUUUAUGAGCUGCUGGCGGGGUUGGAUCCCAUGGAGCAGGAGCAGCUCUCCCUGCAAGGACCAGAAACCUACUACUAUCUCAACCAGGGCCAGGCCUGCAGCCUCCAGGGCAAGGAUGAUGCCCUGGACUUCAGAGGGCUAGAGAAGGCCCUGCAGGUGCUGGGCUUGGGYCCCGAGGAAUUGACUGCAAUCUGGGCCGUGCUGGCCACUGUCCUGCACCUGGGAAACAUCUGCUUUUCUUCUUCAGAGUGGGAGUCCCAGGAGGUAGCUUCUGUGUCCAGCUGGGCUGAGAUCCACACAGCAGCCCGGUUACUCCAGGUGCCACCAGAGCGCCUGGAAGGGGCUGUCACCAGGAGGGUCACGGAGACGUCCUAUGGCCAGAUCUCCAGGUCCUUGCCCGUGGAAAGUGCCAUGGAUGCCAGGGAUGCCCUGGCCAAGGCCCUGUACUCACAGCUCUUCAGCUGGCUUUUGAGGAGGAUCAACUGGCAGCUGGCACCACCUGAGGAGGAAGGCAGCGUGGGCACCAUCACUAUUGUGGACGCCUAUGGCUUUGAGGCGCUGCGGGUGAACACCCUGGAGCAGCUGUGCAACAACCUCGCCAGCGAGCGCCUGCAGCUCUUCUCCAGCCGAGUGCUGCUGGCCCAGGAGGAGGAGGAGUGUCGGCGGGAGCUGCUGCCCUGGGUGCCCCUCCUUCAGCCUUUGAGGGAGUCCUGCCUGGACCUCCUAGUAGACCAUCCCCACAGCCUCCUGAGGAUCCUGGAUGCCCAGACCUGGCUGUCCCAGGCCACAGACCACACCUUCCUCCAGAAGUGCCACUAUCACCACAGUGAUCACCCAAGCUACGCCAAGCCCCAGCUGCCCCUGCCCAUCUUCACAGUGCGUCACUACGCUGGGACAGUCACCUACCAGGUCCACAAAUUCUUGAACAGAAACCGGGACCACCUGGACGCUGCCGUGGUGGGAAUGCUUGCCCAGAGCCAGCUCCAGCUGGUACGCAGCCUGUUCCAGGAAGCAGAGCCCUGGGCUGGAGGAGGGCCAGGCCAAUCCACGCUGACCUCUCGCUUCCAGAAGUCCCUAGGAGACCUCCUAGCCCAGCUGGGCAGGAGCCACAUCUAUUUCAUCCAGUGCCUUGACCCCAACCCUGGAAAGAUCCCAGGCCUCUUUGAUGUGGGACAUGUGGCAGAGCAGCUGCACCAGGCGGGCAUCCUGGAGGCCAUAGGCACCCGCAGUGCCCACUUCCCUGUGCGCAUGCCCUUCCAGGCAUUCCUGGCCAGGUUCCGGGCCCUGGGGAAGGAAGGACAGGAGGACUCCGAUCGGGACAGGUGUGGUGCCAUCCUCUGUCAGGUGCUGGGGGCUGAGUCACCACUCUAUCACCUCGGGGCCACUAAGGUCCUGCUGCAGGAGAGGGGCUGGCAGCAGCUGGAGAGGCUGUGGGCGCAGAGGCGCACCCAGGCUCUGUUCACCCUGCACCGGGGCCUCCGUGCCCGCGUCUCCUGCCAGCGCCUCCGCCUCCUGCCCCGGAUACAGGCUCGUGUGCGCGGGGUCCAGGCCAGGAAGCGGUACCUCCGGCGUCGAGUGGCUCUGGGACAGCUGAACACCAUCCUCCUUGUGGUCCAGCCCCUGUGCCAGAGACGGCAGAGGCUGCAGGGCAAUCUGGGACCCGGGAGUCUACUGUCUUCUUUCUUGCCUGGAGUCUCUUCCAUUCCCUCUGUCCCUCCCGUGGGCCCCUUGUUCUCCCCCUCUUGCCUGAUGACUCCAACGGGCAGUGACGGGCACAGUGAGGAGCAGCUUGGCCAGCCGAGUGGCCCGUGUGGCCGGCACCGUGGUGGGGCCUUGGAGAAGGCGUCAAGCAUGGAGCUGGGGCGCUUGGAGAUCCCCGCUGAGCUGGCCGCCAUGCUGAAGAGAGCAGAAGGUCACCAGGAUGCCCUGGCUGGAAGCAUCACCGAGUCGAUGCCUCCUGAGGUUCCUGCCCGGCCCAGACGGACCCUCCCCCGAGACAUUGACCAAUUCCCCUUCUCCAGUUUCAUCGCUAGCAGCUUCCAGGAGCCAUCCCUGCCCAGUCCAGGACAGCUGCUGGCCAAGCCCCUGACCCAGCUGGAUGGUGAGAACCCCCAACUUGCUCUGGACAUCAACAAGGUGAUGCUGCGGUUCCUGGGAGACGGGUCCCUGCAGUCCUGGCAGGAGCAGACCAUGGGUGCCUACCUGGUGAGGCAGGGGCAGCGCCGACCAGGGCUGCGGAACGAGCUCUUCAGCCAGCUCGUGUCCCAGCUCUGGCAGAACCCUGACGAGCAACCGAGCCAGCGCGGCUGGGCCCUCAUGGCUAUCCUGCUCAGCGCCUUCCCCCCAAUGCCCACCCUGCAGAAGCCACUGCUCAAAUUCGUUUCGGACCAGGCCCCCCAGGGCAUGGCGGCAGUAUGCCAACACAAGCUGCUGGGAGCCCUGGAGCAGACAUCGCUGGCCCCUGGGGCUGCACGGGCCCACGCGCCCACCCAGCUCGAGUGGAAGGCAGGAUGGCGGAGGGGCCGCAUGGCGCUGGAUGUCUUCACCUUCAAUGAGGAGUGCUACUCGGCCGAGGUGGAGUCCUGGACCACAGGGGAGCAAUUUGCCGGGUGGAUCCUACAGAGCAGAGGCCUGGAUGUGCCCCCUCGAGGCUGGUCUGUGUCACUGCACUCUGGGGAUGCUUGGCAGGACUUGGCUGGCUGUGACUUUGUGCUGGACCUGAUUGGCCAGAUGGAGGACCCUGGGGACCCAGCGGGUCCCCGCAGCUACCCCAUCACCCCCACUGGCUUAGCCGAGAACAUUCCCCCUGCCCCUGGUGUCCAGGCCCCCUCACUGCCUCCAGGCCCACCUCCAGGUCCAGCCCCAGCACUGCCCAGCAGAGGCCACACAGGGGAGGCCCGGACAUCGGGGAGCCUGGAUGGCUUCCUGGACCACAUCUUUGAGCCUGUCCUUGCCCCAGGCCUCAGUGAUCUGGAACAAGGCUGGGCUCUGAACAGCCGCAUGAAGGGAGGGGGUGCCAUYGGGCCCAUGCAGCAGGGCUACCCCAUGGUGUACACAGGGAUGAUGCAGAUGCCUGGAUACCAGCCAGCUAUGAUGCCUCCACCAAUGCCCAUGGUGCCAGCGGUGGGCACAGUCCCCACUGUGCCAGCCAUGAUGGUGCCACCGCAGCCACAGCCACAGCCGCAGCCCCUGCUUCCCAGCCUGGACACGAGGCAGCUGGCAAUCCAGCAGCAGAACUUCAUCCACCAGCAGGCGCUGAUCCUGGCCCAACAGAUGACCACCCAGGCCAUGAGCCUGUCCCUGGAGCAGCAGAACCAGCAGCGCCAACGCCAAGCCCAGGCCUCUGGGGCUGCCUCCCAGGCCCCGCCCUCAGCUGUCACUCCCAAGCCCAAGAAGCCCCCUGUUCCCCUAGAGAAGCCAGAGCAUGACCUGGAAGCAGGAGGGGCCUGCUUGAGGGAGACCUCAGAGGAGGCUGAAGACAGGCCCCAGCGCCCUAAGAGCUUUCAGCAGAAACGGGASUAUUUCCAGAAGAUGGGACAGCAGCAGAUCAAGGUGAAAAUGGUGAAGCCUCCAGCCAAGGUCCAGAUCCCCCAGGGGGAGGAGACAGAGGAGAAAGAAGAGGAAACAGGAACAGUGCUGUCCCCUUCUUCCCCUCCUCCUCCUCCUGUCUCAGUGAAGAAGCCACUGAAACAAGGUGUAGCCAAAGCCGCAAAAGAGGCUGAGGCUGAGCCAGCUGAGGCAGCACGGCCAGCCCAGGGUGAAGGGCCCACGGUGCGCAGCUUGGGCCCCACCCCGCAGCGGCCAGAACCCAGCAAGGAAAUUCGCAACAUCAUCCGCAUGUACCAGAGCCGCCCCAGCCCUGUGCCCGUGCCCGUGCAGCCAACCAGGCCCCUCAAAACUUUCCUGAAGAAAAAUGACCCUAAAGACGAGGCUCUGGCCAAGCUGGGGAUCAACGGUGCCCACUCGCCCCCCUCAACUCUGCCCCCCAGCCUGGGGAAGGACCCACCACCAGCUGUGGCUCCCCGACCCAAGGCCCAGCCACGGCUUGGGCCCUCCAACUCCAUCAAGGAAAAGCAGGGGCCCCUUCGGGAUCUGUUUGGCCUAAACCUUCCCAUUGCCCAGGAACCCCUGCUGCCACCAGCACCCCCACUGCCUUCCACCGAGGAUCCCAGGACCCCUUUGGCAGAGCCUCGCGUCUUGUCAGAGCCCAUGGGGGACCGGGGCAUCUCCACCCAGCUCCUUGUGCCCUCUGGCAGUGUGUGCUUCUCCUAUGCCAGCGCCCCCUGGAAGUUGUUCCUACGCAAGGAGGUGUUCUACCCUCGGGAGAACUUCAGCCAUCCCUACUGCCUCCGGCUUCUCUGUGAGCAGAUCCUGAGGGACACCUUUGCUGAGUCCUGCAUUCGGAUCUCCCAGGACGAGCGGCACAAGAUGAAAGACCUGCUGGGAGACUUGGAGGUGGGCCUGGACUCUCUCGCCACUGUCGAAGACAGCGUCAAGAAGCGCAUUGUGGUGGCCGCUAGGGACAACUGGGCCAAUUACUUUUCCCGCAUCUUCCCUGUCUCGGGCGAGAGUGGCAGCGACGUGCAGCUACUAGGUGUUUCUCACCGAGGGCUGAAACUGCUCAAGGUGACCCAAGGCCCCAGCUUUCACCUGGACCAGCUGAAGACACUCUGCUCAUACAGCUUUGCCGAGGUGCUGGGUGUGGAGUGCCAGGGCAGCUCCACCCUAGAACUGUCUCUGAAGAGCGAGCAGCUUGUGCUGCACACAGCCCGGGCCAGGGCCAUCAAGGCCAUAGUGGAUCAGUUCCUGAGUGAACUCAGGAAGGACUCCGGCUAUGUCAUCGCCCUGCGAAGUUACAUCACUGAUGAUCACAGCCUCCUAAGCUUCCACCGUGGGGACCUCAUCAAACUAUUGCCAGUGGCUGAUCUAGAGCCAGGCUGGCAGUUUGGCUCUGCCGGGGGCCGAUCUGGACUCUUUCCUGCUGACAUGGUGCAGCCGGCUGCUGCUCCCUACCUUCCCACCCCUGAGCAGAGGAACGGCUGGCGGCGCAAAAGUCAGCCUCAGCUGGGAGAGCCAGGUCCCACUCAGUGGGACAGGGCCUCGGAGCACCCUGCUCGCCCCUGGAGACAGGCACACAGUGAUGAUUCAGAGGCUACCAGCCUGCCCUCCUCCAUGGCCUAUGCCUCUCUGUCCAAUGACUCCCGCAACUACACCAUGCAAGAAUUUGCCCUGCACUACUUCCGGAAGCCUUCCACUUUGCUGGACCAGAGAGGUGGCAGUGCCCAGGGGAUAGUCAUAACCAGCCUGGUGCAAUACACCAAGUCUCCCAUCCAGGAAUCUCUCAUCAGACUUAGUGAUGAGGACAUGAGCAAGCAGGCUGUGGCGGGCUUCCAGGCUCUGAUGCAAUUUAUGGGGGACAAGUCUAAGCCACGGGGCAAGGAGGAGAUGGACCUGCUCUAUGACCUGCUGAAGCUGUGCAGCAAGGAGGACCUCAGGGAUGAGAUGUACUGCCAGGUCAUCAAGCAGGUCACAGGACACCCCCAGCCGGAGCACUGUGCUCGGGGCUGGAGCUUCCUCAGUCUCCUCUCGGGCUUCUUCCCUCCAUCCACCACGCUCAUGCCCUAUGUGACCAAGUUCCUGCAGGACUCAGGCCCCAGCCAAGAGCUUGCCCGGACCAGCCAGGAGCACCUCCAGCGAACAGUCAAGUAUGGGGGGCGUCAACAGCUGCCCCCCAUGGCUGAAAUGAAGGCUUUCUUGAAAGGGCACACAGUCCGCCUUCUUGUGGUCCACCUGCCCGGCGGUGUGGAUUAUAGGACGAAUGGCCACAUGUUCACGGUGGCAGGAGAAGUGCUGGAGGAGCUGUGUGGGCAGAUGGGCAUCAGGGACCCCCAGGAGGUGGAAGAAUUUGCCCUCUUUCUCAUCAAAGGGGAAGGUGAGCUGGUUCGUCCCCUGUGGCCCCACGAGUACCUCAACAGAGUGAUGGUGCACCAGGAUGCCAGCCUGCACAGCCGGCGGCUGGGCUGGGAGACCCCACUGCAUUUCAAUCAUCCCACCUACAUCAACACCCACUACGGCCAGGUGCUGCGGGACUACCUACAGGGGAAGCUGAUGGCCAGCGCCCAGGCAGAACACCAACUUGCCCGGCUGGCUGCCCUUCAGCACCUUGUAAGGGCCAGAAAGAGCCCCCCCUCGGGGCAGGACCUACUGGCUUAUAUACCAAAGCCUCUACAGUGGCAGGUGAAUAUGGCAACUAUAGAGAGUUUGAUGGGCCAGGAGCUCAGGCAGCUACAAGGACACAGCCCCCAGGAAGCACAGAUCAGCUUCAUUGAGGCCACAAGUCAGCUGCCCCUCUUUGGCUACACUGUGUACGUAGUGCUUCGAGUGAGCAAGCUAGUCCUCCCAGGACCUGCCCUCCUGGGGCUCAACCGCAGGCACCUCAUCCUCAUGGACCCCAGCUCCCAGAAACUGUGCUGCUCCAUAGCCCUGAAGGACCUGCAGCGGCUCCGCCUGCUGAGUCCCCUGGAAGAGGAAGGGCCCCCUGGUCUGGAACUCAACUAUGGCUUGGCCGACAGCCCUCAGACCAUCUGGUUGGAGCUGCCACAGGCCCAGGAGCUACAGAACACCAUCAUCUUCCUGUUGGAUGACAGUAUAUCUUCCACUUAGUGGCCUGGCCUCAACUGA
This is a messenger RNA of Urocitellus parryii (Arctic ground squirrel), 9258 nucleotides long. NCBI's taxonomy places the organism in Eukaryota, Metazoa, Chordata, Mammalia, Rodentia, Sciuridae. The record is from RefSeq and is a predicted model, not a curated record.